GUACUGCGAUUCAAUUCAGCAGCCACCUUAUCAGCAAUUAGAGACAAGCUUAGAACCUGUUGUAAAGCAAUUCAUUUCAUCUGAGAUCACCCGCCAGUGUGCUAGCGUUUAGAAGUCCAAAAUGAAGAUAUAGCUUAUAAAUCUAGACAUCUAACCUGUGGCGCUCGUCUCUUAUAAGUUUCAGUAACAGUUUGACCUUCUCAUCGUCAUGUUGCUGCUAGUUGUGCUGUUGUUGUUUAUAGUGUUGAUUUUUAGCCUGAAGCGAUUCAAGCGACGCUACGACGUUUCAUCACGAAUACCAGGUCCACGUUCAUGGCCUAUUAUAGGAUACACGAGAUUCAUAACAGCUAAUAAAGAAGAAUUGUUUAAGCUUCUAUCCGAGCUGCAAGAACAAUACGGUGGCCUUUAUAAAACUUGGCUAUUUACUGAAUUGUGGGUCAUAACGAGUGAACCAGAAAUCGUGGAAAAAGUUCUCAACAAUCAACAGCAAUUUGUGAAAUCGGACGACUAUGAAAUGCUUAAACCAUGGCUUGGGACUGGACUUUUGAUCAGUGAAGGGAAAAAAUGGUUUAGUCGACGUAAAGCAAUAACUCCAGCGUUUCAUUUCAAAAUUCUGGAUGAUUUCGUUAAGAUAUUUGAGAAACAUGCCGAUGUUCUAGUAGAGAAAUUUCGGACCCAACAAAUCAUCGAUGUGACGACUUAUUUUCCUCUCUACACUUUGGAUAAUAUAUGCGAGACUGCCAUGGGGAUUGAAGUAAACUCACAAACCAAUGGAGAGUCGGAAUACGUGAAAGCAAUUCAGAACGUAGCCGAAAUCUCAUACAAACGAAUGUUCAAUCCGCUCUUGUGGUACAACUUUCUGUUUAAAUUAACUAGCCAAUCGAAGACAUAUUAUUCCAGUCUAAAAGUGGUACAUGGUACCACGCAGAGGGUAAUUGAGAAAAGACGCGAAUUUCUAGCAAAUAAAAUUGACUCAAGUGGCAAUGAUGAGACCCAAUUUAAUGAAUUUGGGAGGAAAUCUAAAAUGGCAUUGUUGGAUGUACUUCUGAAGACCACAAUUGAUGGAGAACCUUUAUCCGACGACGACAUACAGGAAGAAGUCAACACAUUUCUGUUCGCAGGUCAUGACACAACCUCAACGGCUUGUGGUUUUCUACUGUACAAUAUCGCGAAACAUGCCAAUGUACAAGAAAAACUUGUCACCGAAAUUUUCGACGUAAUAGGAAUGGAUAAAACCCUUGAUAUUACAAUGGCAAAUCUAAACGACCUUCGCUAUUUGGAUUUGGUCGUAAAGGAGUCUUUGAGGUAUCACACAACAGUUCCCAUCGUUGGCCGUCAAAUACUUAGCAACACAGAAAUUGGCCCCUAUUUACUUCCGGAAAACACAAACCUCUCCAUAAACGUAUACGGUAUGUGUCACAGUAAGCGCUUGUUUCCAAACCCAGAAAAAUUCUGGCCUGAAAGGUUUGAAAUCACAGAAAGUUCUGAGAGAAUUAACCCAUUUGCUUAUAUACCGUUUUCUGCUGGUCCGAGAAAUUGUAUUGGACAGAAAUUUGCUCUACUGGAAAUAAAAAUGAUGGCUGUGAAAGUAUUACAAAAUUACGAGAUAUCUGUGGCGAAGCCAGACGAAGAGCUUGUUUUCUCAAUUGGGUUAACGUUGAAAGUUAGCAACGGCAUUAAGUUGCGCUUCAAAGAAAGAAUUCUUUAGUUUGUAUUUCCUUUUUUUCAGUUUAUGGGAUGGUUUCAAAAAUAAUAAAUUUCUGGCACAAAGAUUUGA
Messenger RNA from Hermetia illucens (black soldier fly), 1777 nucleotides. Its product is annotated as cytochrome P450 4d1-like. Lineage: Eukaryota; Metazoa; Arthropoda; Insecta; Diptera; Stratiomyidae. The transcript is spliced from 8 exons. Bases 209 to 1708 code for a protein of 499 amino acids. Gene Ontology annotation, molecular function: oxidoreductase activity, acting on paired donors, with incorporation or reduction of molecular oxygen; heme binding; monooxygenase activity. The record is from RefSeq and is a predicted model, not a curated record.